GCUUUCCACUUCGUCAUUCUCACCGACGACUAUUUGUCGUGAAGUAUCUCUCGCCUACUACUCUAUAUCACAAAGCCUCCAUCGGCGACGGAUCUCAUCAAAAAAGCAUUUCUCACCACCGUCACCGUUAUCAUUCACUGACGGUCCGAUAAGUAAGACAAUGGAAUUUGUUGCCAAAGCAAAAACCAAUGGAUUAUCAUCUCUCUCUGAGCUUCACAAAGUUGAGGGGCAUGAUAACUUUGCUUAUCAGAGGGAGCCAAAACCGAAUAAUGCUUCUACUCAAGGUAUUAGUAGUGGCAACAAUGACUAUGUUUCCAAAACAAAUGCGAAAGCUAUUGGUAAUGUUGCCAAGAGCACCAAAUUUGUGAGUAGGAUCAAGAAUUCCAAAUCCAAUGAAGAAGAGGGUAAUAAAUUUGAGGUUCAAAUGCCUCAAGUAUUGAAGUCAGGAGUUUUAAGUGAUGAUUUUCCACCUGAAACAUUUAAAGGAGGUGUUGCAAAGUAUAAUGAGAUGGAUGCUUCAAAAAGACUCAAGCUUCUGAACUUCUUAUGCGAUGAAUCACUUACCACAUUGGCAAUGAGGAAUUUCAUUAAGAACAAAAUUUUGGAGUUUGAAGCAAACAAAAAAGAAGCAAGACAAAAGGCUACAGUUGCAAAUAAAAAGGAAAAACAACUAAGGAAGACGAUGCGAAGUGAUUUUGCCAAAAUCCAUAAGGAAAAUACCGGAGUUCCACUCUCCAGUGAAGAGCAUAACAAAAUUUUGUCUCAACUAAGAGCUCAAGCUAAAGAAGCUCAUGACGAGAUGAUGGAGGCAAAUAACAUGAUUUCUAAAAAGAUGCAAACAUGUGAUGUUGUUAGAACUGGCCCAAUCAUAUUAGAGGACAAUGGACUUGUUCUCUGGAAACUGAAGUGUUUUGAGGAAGAACCAAAGUUUUUGCUUCAAGAUCUAGGAACAUUUGAUGAUUUAAGUCCUUAUGAAAAAUGGUUAGCCUUUAAGGCUGAACAGAAAGAGGAGAUAGAGAAAUUUCUCUCUUCCAAGAGGUGAGUCAUUUUCACCGAGACUAUUCGUAGUAAUAUUUGAAAAUCUCAUGGCAUGAAAAUACUAAUUCUUGCUCUUGUUUUGUAGGAAACAAUGCAAACAAAGAAGAAUGUGAAUG
Arabidopsis arenosa is the source of this 1154-nucleotide messenger RNA. Lineage: Eukaryota; Viridiplantae; Streptophyta; Magnoliopsida; Brassicales; Brassicaceae. The record is from the annotation of a GenBank genome assembly.